Cuscuta campestris is the source of this 1686-nucleotide messenger RNA. The record is from the annotation of a GenBank genome assembly. NCBI's taxonomy places the organism in Eukaryota, Viridiplantae, Streptophyta, Magnoliopsida, Solanales, Convolvulaceae.
UUCCCACUCCACUCCUCCUUCUCCGAUUCCAAAUUCUUCCUGAUUCUAGUCCUAAGCUCUAAGAAUUUCCCGGCGAAGAUGUUGGAACUCCGUCUGGUUCAGGGAAGUCUCCUGAAGAAGGUGAUGGAUGCAAUCAAGGAUCUGGUGACGGACGCCAAUUUCGACUGUUCGGCCACCGGCUUCUCCCUGCAGGCCAUGGACUCCAGCCACGUCGCGCUUGUCGCCUUGCUGCUCAGAUCUGAGGGAUUCGAACACUACCGCUGCGACCGCAACAUCUCCAUGGGGAUGAACCUCAACAACAUGGCCAAGAUGCUCAAGUGCGCCGGAAAUGACGACAUUAUCACCAUCAAGGGAGACGAUGGAAGCGAUACUGUCACCUUCAUGUUUGAAAACCCCACUCAAGACAAGAUCGCUGAUUUUGAGAUGAAGCUUAUGGACAUUGAUAGUGAACACCUUGGGAUCCCAGAAGCAGAGUACCAUUCUAUUGUUAGGAUGCCUUCAGCUGAAUUUGCUCGCAUUUGUAAAGAUCUUAGCAGCAUUGGUGAUACAGUUGUUAUCUCUGUGACCAAGGAAGGUGUGAAGUUCUCAACAAGGGGUGACAUUGGAACUGCAAAUAUUGUUUGCAGGCAAAACACAACAGUAGACAAGCCGGAGGAGGCAACAAUCAUUGAGAUGAAUGAGCCAGUGUCUUUGACGUUUGCGUUGAGGUACUUGAACUCGUUCACCAAAGCGUCUCCGUUGUCCAACACUGUUACAAUCAGCUUGUCCUCAGAGCUUCCUGUAGUUGUGGAGUACAAGAUUGCUGAGAUGGGAUACAUCAGGUUCUAUCUCGCACCUAAGAUUGAGGAGGACGAAGAGGACACCAAACCUUGAGCUUCACCCUAAACUUAUCAUCUAUCUAUGUUGUUCAAGGCAGAACAUUGAAAUUUGUAUCCACUUGCUCCUUAGCAUCCCAUGGCAGAUUCUCAGUUUCUUGUUAUAAAUUUGUGUGUGCCUCUCUUAGAACUCGUAACUUUUUAGAGUGACAAAAAGUGGGUUUAACACAGAAACUGUAAUUGCUUAUGUGGUUUAGCCCAAAAAAACCAUUAAAAAUGUGUGUGAAAAUCAUAACUGAACAAGAAUCCCGUUGUCACUCGACAAGGGCUUUGCGCGACUUAAAAAUAAUGCUGCCUUCCUUUGGGAUGUCGCUCUCUUCCGGUAUAUGCUAUCAUGAAGACAACCAUUUAGAGGUAGAGAAGAUGGAAUUAUUGUGCAUUUGAGCCAACAAAUGUGUACGUGCGGGAAACAGUCCACGUAGCAUAUGUAUUGUAUCCACGUCUAUGCCGUAUGCUGUUGUUGUAGAAUAACAGUUGAUGAUCUCACUCCAUCAGUAUUCUCACUAUAGAGCUACCUGAUGCAUAUUCUGAAAGUGUUAUGCCACUACCAAAUCAAAUUGCUUCAACUUUGGCAAAUUAAGGAGUGGAAAUUCACAUUCCUCUCAAAUAAUAAAUCAUUGAAUAAUUCACAAACUCUAGCUCAAUUCCAGAUACCUAUUGAUAAAAUAAUAAAAGCCAAACAAAUCAAUCACUAAUCUGGAGAGGCUAUAAAGAGCUAAACUAACUCUAACACUAUCUUUGGUUCAGGGAAUUAGACAGGAAAUGAAAAGAAAAAGGUUUUUCUUUUUCUUCACCAAACUGGAAAUAUUUU